UGCAGGGCUGAGGGGACGCUCUAGGGGCAGGAGUAGGGCAGUGGCCCCCCUGGCAGAAGCCGGGGUGUAGGCACUGCGUGCAGCGGGCGAGGCAGCGAGGGGACCGUCACCCGGGGCGCGGUGUAUUUUGGGGGGCCAGCGUGUGUCGGGCAGCGAGUGGGGAAUGGCUGGCAGAAGCCGCCGCUCCUGGCUCAGCGUGUUGCUAGGACUCAUCCUGGGCUUCAUCCUGGCGUCAAGACUCAUCCUGCCCCGCGCCUCGGAGCUGAAGAAAGCGGGACACCGGCGGAAGGCGAGCCCGGAGGGCUGCCGGCUGCAGCAGGGCGGGGGGCUGCUGCGCAGGGACUCCCGGGGGACGCUGCUCUGGCCCCAGGACCCCGCAGAGCGCCAGGACGACAUCCCGCCGGCCAGCAACUUCCUCUUCGUGGGGGUCAUGACAGCCCAGAAAUACCUGCAGAGCCGGGCGGUGGCUGCCUACAGAACCUGGUCCAAAACCAUUCCUGGCAAGGUUGAAUUCUUCUCCAGUGAGGGUUCGGACACCUCUCUUCCAAUCCCAAUAGUGCCACUACAAGGCGUGGAUGACUCCUACCCACCUCAGAAGAAAUCCUUUAUGAUGCUCAAGUACAUGCAUGACCACUACUUGGACAAUUAUGAAUGGUUUAUGAGAGCAGAUGAUGAUGUUUACAUUAAGGGGGACAGAUUGGAGAGCUUCCUUAGGAGUUUGAACAGCAGUGAACCCCUCUUCCUUGGACAGACUGGGCUUGGCACCACCGAAGAGAUGGGGAAACUGGCCUUGGAACCUGGCGAGAACUUCUGCAUGGGAGGACCUGGAGUGAUCAUGAGCCGGGAGGUGCUGCGCAGAAUGGUGCCUCACAUUGGAGAGUGCUUGCGAGAGAUGUACACCACUCAUGAGGAUGUGGAAGUGGGAAGAUGUGUGCGGAGAUUUGCAGGAGUGCAGUGUGUCUGGUCUUAUGAGAUGCAGCAGCUGUUUUAUGAAAAUUAUGAGCAGAACAAAAAAGGCUACAUCAAAGACCUUAGAAAUAGCAAGAUACACCGAGCUAUAACACUGCAUCCCAACAAGAACCCACCAUACCAGUAUAGACUUCAUAGUUACAUGCUGAGUCGCAAAAUCGCAGAACUGCGUUACCGGACUAUACAGCUGCACAGAGAAAUCGUCCUGAUGAGCAAAUACAGCAAUGCAGAAAUACAUAAAGAUGAUCUUCAGCUGGGAAUACCACCUUCUUUUAUGAGGUUCCAGCCACACCAGCGUGAGGAGGUCUUGGAAUGGGAGUUCCUUACGGGAAAGUAUCUCUAUUCUGCAGCUGAUGGACAGCCCCCUCGGAGAGGGAUGGAUUCAUCUCAGCGUGAAGCAUUGGAUGACAUUGUUAUGCAGGUCAUGGAAAUGAUCAAUGCCAAUGCUAAGACCAGAGGGCGGAUCAUUGAUUUCAAGGAGAUACAAUAUGGCUAUCGCAGAAUUAAUCCUAUGUAUGGAGCGGAAUAUGUUCUUGACUUACUGCUUCUAUACAAAAAACACAAGGGAAAGAAGAUGACUGUGCCUGUCAGAAGGCAUGCUUACCUACAGCAGACAUUCAGCAAGAUCCAGUUUAUGGAGCAUGAAGAGAUAGAUGCCAAAGAGCUGGCCAGCAAAAUUAACCAAGAUUCUGGAUCCUUGUCUUUCCUGUCCAAUUCACUGAAGAUGUUUGUUCCAUUCCAGCUCACUGGAUCAAAAGCAGAGCGGAAGGAGCCCAAAGACCAGAAGAUCAACAUCUUGAUUCCUCUGUCUGGACGCUUUGAUAUGUUUGCUAGGUUCAUGGGGAAUUUUGAGAAAACUUGCCUCAUUCCCAGUCAGAACGUCAAGCUGGUCGUCCUGCUUUUCAAUUCUGACUCAAACCCUGAUAAGGCAAAGCAAGUUGAAUUGAUGAGAGAUUACCGUAUUAAGUACCCCAAGGCUGAUAUGCAGAUCUUGCCAGUGUCUGGGGAAUUCUCAAGAGCUCUGGCUCUUGAAGUUGGAUCUUCUCAGUUUAAAAAUGAGUCUUUGCUCUUCUUCUGUGACGUUGACCUAGUGUUUACCACAGAGUUUCUCCAGCGAUGUAGAGCCAAUACAGUUUUGGGCCAACAAAUAUACUUUCCAGUCAUCUUUAGUCAGUAUGAUCCAAAGAUAGUUUAUAGUGGAAAAGUUCCCAGUGACAAUCAUUUUGCCUUCACCCAGAAAACAGGUUUCUGGAGGAACUAUGGCUUUGGCAUUACUUGUAUUUACAAAGGUGAUCUCCUUAGAGCAGGUGGCUUUGAUGUCUCUAUCCAGGGUUGGGGCCUUGAGGACGUGGACCUAUUUAACAAAGUCAUUCAAGCUGGCUUAAAGACUUUCCGAAGCCAAGAAAUCGGAGUUGUUCAUGUACAUCAUCCAGUCUUUUGUGACCCCAAUCUUGAUCCGAAACAAUAUAAAAUGUGCUUGGGGUCCAAAGCUUCAACGUAUGGAUCCACACAACAGUUGGCUGAACUAUGGCUUGAAAAAAAUGACCCUAGCUUUGGGAAAAGCAGCAAUACUAAUGGCUCAGUGAGGACAGCCUAAUGUCCAGCUAUGCUGGAGAAGACUUUUUUUAAUUAUCUAAUUUAUUUUUGGAAAAUGUUUUGAUAGUUCAUUUUUAAAGACCACACAAGGAUAUAUUUUAGAAAUCGUGUUUUCUUACCAAGAACUCUUUUGAGAAUGAGCUUUUUUGAACAAAACUGUGAUUGAUAUUUGCCUUUGAACAAAAAAUUUUGGCUGAGUAUUAUCUGGCAGAUCUGCAUAAUUCUGAUGACUUGAAAUAAGGUUUCCAUAUGAACAAAGGACCUCCUUUUUUUUUCUUUUCCUUUUUUU
Gopherus flavomarginatus (Mexican gopher tortoise) is the source of this 2854-nucleotide messenger RNA. RefSeq names its product chondroitin sulfate synthase 1 (gene CHSY1). The record is from RefSeq and is a predicted model, not a curated record. The coding region runs from base 164 to 2566 and encodes 800 amino acids. Gene Ontology annotation, cellular component: Golgi cisterna membrane. NCBI's taxonomy places the organism in Eukaryota, Metazoa, Chordata, Testudines, Testudinidae. Gene Ontology annotation, molecular function: glucuronosyl-N-acetylgalactosaminyl-proteoglycan 4-beta-N-acetylgalactosaminyltransferase activity. The transcript is spliced from 3 exons.